Molecule: messenger RNA, 1344 nt
Organism: Doryrhamphus excisus (bluestripe pipefish)
Lineage: Eukaryota; Metazoa; Chordata; Actinopteri; Syngnathiformes; Syngnathidae
Gene: abrab
Product: actin binding Rho activating protein b
Biological process (GO): positive regulation of transcription by RNA polymerase II; positive regulation of Rho protein signal transduction
Cellular component (GO): sarcomere
Molecular function (GO): actin binding
Source: RefSeq, a predicted model, not a curated record
AUGAUGUCUGACCAAGAAACUGGCCUAAAACCUCAAAGGAAAGCGUCGACCGAUAAGAAUAUCAAGAAGCUUCGCAGUCUAAACACGGUUUGUAGCCUGGCAAAUAGCUGGCAGCAUUGGGUUUCGGAGAAUGAGAAAAAGCAAGCUGCAGAACCGAGUGGAUGGUCUCCAUCAUGGUUGGAUUCAGCACAGGAACCCGAAAAGAUUCCGAAAAAGUCCAUUCCCAGACAGAAGACAGAAGAUUCUCAGACUCACAUAGACACUGUGAGCUUGGACCAAGAUGGAACCGAGGCUGAACAUGGCAUCAAAUCUGACAUACCACUGAUUCCAUCCUUGAUCAAAACAAAGUUGGUACUGAAGACCGUGACCAGCAAGCCACAGGACAGAAGUGUUGGAAUCAAGUUCCUGACAAAGAAAAUUGAAAAAGAGGCUCUGCCAUCAAGUGAGGAUAUUGACAGAUUCCUGAAGACAAAAAUCUCUCCAACACGUCGCAGAAAAUGUUCUAACAUGGUUUCAUCACUGACCCAAAGCUGGAAAACCAUAGAAAAUGAACAGAAUCUUCGAAAGGAAGACAAUCCGGAAGAUCAACAGAUUGUUGGUGAUGGAAAUCCAAAGAAAAAUGGAGAUUCUAGAUUAGAAACCGAGACUUUAAACAUUGAGGACAGCUAUGGAACAUCUUCGAUUAACUCGAUCUGUGAUGGAGAACCAUCAAUUACAAUCAAGAGAUCCCAAGUCUUAAUGUCCGGAAAGGAAGCUGUUGACGCCAAUAAGAUCAGCGCUCUCUCAAAGAAAUACAGCUCUGUUGGGAAUCUCAAGAACCGCUGGCAGAACUGGGCCUCGGAACACACGGAUAACCAGAAACUAAACCCCUUCAGUGAAUACUUUGACUAUGAGUACUCUAUGUCACUCCGCCUUCAAAAGGGUCAAGAUGGAUACGGACGCCCUAAAGAAGGGACUAAAACGGCAGAGAGAGCAAAACGUGCUGAGCAACACAUCCAUCAAGAGAUUGCCGAUAUGUGUUACGUCAUCAGGACUAUGGCUGAUCCGGACCCAGAUGGAAAGACCAGAAUUACAUUCGGAGAAUUGUUUGAGAGAUAUGUUCGAAUCUCUGAUAAGGUGGUGGGGAUUCUGAUGAGAGCCCGGAAACAUGGGAAGGUCCACUUUGAAGGGGAGAUGCUAUGGCAGGGACAGGAUGAUGGAGUAAUCAUUACUCUACUCGUAUAAUAACAUUUUAAAGCAAUACAUUUUUUUUAUGAAUUAAUCUACUUGUAAAAAGUUUGGUCAUAUUUUUGUUUUUACAAAAAUGAAAAUUGUCACUGUCCUUAGUCAUCAUAAAUUUCUACU